UACGCUGUCCUGCAUGUGGGGGCGUAUAUUUUAAAUAUUUAAGAAAGCUUCCAGAUUUCUCUUCGACAUAAACAGACCUACACUGUUCAAGAUGAUCAAAAGGAAUAGCAUGCAGGCUCUCUUCAUUGCAGUUUUCGUACUGAACGGAAUUGGUGAGGCAAUGGCAGAGUACAAACGAGUUUGCUAUUACACAAAUUGGGCACAGUACCGACCGAAUCCUUUUAAGUAUUUCCCAGAAGAUAUUGACCCAUUUCUCUGUACGCAUAUUAUCUACUCUUUCGGAAAAGUUAGUGGACUCAUAAUCAAGCCGUAUGAAUGGAACGACGAAAGCACAUCAUGGUCAAAAGGCAUGUUUGAGAGGACAAUGGCAGCAAAAACAACGAAUCCAGAUUUGAAAAUUCUGAUUGCCAUUGGAGGAUGGAACCAUGGGUCUGGUCCAUUCACAACCGUGGUUGAUAAUAAAAACGAUAUUGACACGUUUGCUGGAAAUUCCAUCGAUUUCCUGAGAAAGCAUAAUUUUGACGGGUUAGAUUUGGAUUGGGAAUAUCCAGGAAAUAGAGGAAGUCCACCUGAAGAUAAACAAAGGUUUACACAACUUGUUAAUAUACUUAGAAAGGAGUUUGAAAAUGAGGCUCAAUCAUCUGGAAGAGAAAGAUUGUUAUUAACUGCAGCCGUUGCCGCCGGAAAGGGAACAGUAGAUUCAGCGUACGAAAUCUCAAAAAUAGCGGCUGAUCUAGAUUUCAUCAAUUUAAUGGCUUAUGACCUUCAUGGUUCAUGGGAAAAGAAAACCGGACACAACAGUCCGCUGUAUGCUAGAAACGACGAAACAGGAGACGAACGAACGCUAAAUCAGGACUGGGCUGCUCAGUAUUGGGUAGAUCAAGGAACGCCAAAAGAAAAACUCAUUCUUGGAAUUGGCACGUAUGGCAGAUCAUUUAAGUUGUCAAGUUCCUCAAACACUAGAUUUGGUGCAGCAACUGCUGGUGGAGGAUCUCCAGGAAAAUAUACGCGGGAAAAAGGCUUUCUAAGCUACUAUGAGGUUUGUUCAAGCGGAUGGACAACAGCAUGGAAUGAUGAGCAUCAAGUUCCAUAUGCAUAUUCUGGAGAUCAGUGGGUUGGAUACGACAACGUUCGAAGUGUAACGAUAAAAGCAAAGUAUAUUAAAGAGAAGGGACUAGGAGGUGCUAUGUUUUGGGCUCUUGAUUUGGACGACUUCACAGGGGAUGCAUGCGAUGAAGGCGUUUAUCCAUUGAUAUCAGCUGUAACAAAUGAACUCACGACAAAUGACUCACCCACACCAAAACCAGUAACUACAACCUCACCAAGCUCACGUCCUCAACCGUCAACAGGUUUCCACAGAGUAUGUUACUUCGACAACCAGGCACAAUAUAUCAAAAGUCCGUAUAAGUUUACUGCAACACAAAUAGAUGUAAACCUGUGUACUCAUAUAAUCUAUAAAUAUGCUAAAAUAGUAGGAACUGAAAUCAUGCCUACAGAAAUUAAUGAUUUAGGAAAUAGUGGUCAGUAUGCCGAAGUUAAAAGACUAAGACGGCUUAAAUCUGAUAUAAAGAUCCUUCUUGGAAUCAAUUCAGAAAUGGCAGACCCAUUUAGUCAAAUAGCACAAACUGCUGAAAGUAUGGAAGAAUUCGUUGUUAACUUACUACUUUUUGUAAGAAAGAAUGAUUUUGAUGGUAUUGAUCUGAUGUUUGACUUCCAAGGUUCUCCUGGUAACAAGGCCAAAUUCACAGACCUGAUUAAGUCAAUACGCCAGUUAUUUGACUUGGAUGCAAACACCAUGAGUCGUCGUCCCUUGAUUAUAUCAGCACGAGUAUCACCGUUUGAAGUUGAUGCUACUUCUCGAUACGAUGUUGCUUCUUUGAGUCAAUAUCUGAACUUUGUCAAUCUUGCUUCAUUCAACUUUAACAGAGAUUACAAAUAUAAUAUUGUUCAUGGAAGUGCUCUCGAUGCUGAUAAAUCGAAUUCGUUCACAAAUAAUCUGAAUGUGAAAACAUCCAUAAACGUGUGGCUUAAAGCUGGUUUACCUAGAAACAAACUGGUAGUUGGAAUACCUGCUUAUGGUAAUACAUACGAAGCUUUACCGGGAGCACACAUGAUAGGAGCUACUGCAUUUGGACUGGGAAAGGAGGGGCAAUGGAGCCGUCAGGAAGGAAAACUGGCCUAUUAUGAAGUUUGCAAGAAUAUUGGUAGCUACUGGACUCGAGUUAUGGACACCACACAAGGCGUACCUCAUUCAUAUUAUUCUAAUCAGUGGGUUGGGUAUGAUGAUAUGAGCAGCGUACAACGAAAGAUUGAGUACAUUUUGCAAGAAAAAUUGCUUGGAGUAAUGAUUGAUGAUUUAGGAAUGGACGACUUUGCUGAUAAUUGUGGUGAUGGCAGAUUUCCAUUAUUGUCAAAAAUUAACGACGUUGUUUCAAAGACGACAACCCUAACACCAAUAAGACCUACAUUUGGUCCUUUUACAGCCCGCCCUACAACUACCAAAGCAACUACAACAACUACCAGGACGACAACAAAACCAAGACCAACAACCACAACACCCAGAAAAACAACGACUCAACAAUCUGUUAAAUGUGGCAUAAAUGGUCCAAUGCCAUGUAAACAUGGAGCAUUCUAUGCAGAUACAUGUGACAACAAUGUUUUCUAUCAAUGUGUAAGGGGGAGACCUAUGAAACAACGUUGUAAUCGGGGUCUUGUGUGGAACCAAGCAGGAUUUUGUGACUGGGCAUAAAAGUUAUUCAAGAAUUCGACUUUGUAAUAUUAGAUUGAGAACAUAUGAUUAAGUAUAAGUUGUAACCAAAGCACGAGUAACUAUAUUUCAAGAUGUAUUCAAUUUGUUCGUUUUUUUCAUGUCAA
Mytilus californianus (California mussel) is the source of this 2874-nucleotide messenger RNA. Its product is annotated as acidic mammalian chitinase-like. The record is from RefSeq and is a predicted model, not a curated record. Gene Ontology annotation, cellular component: extracellular region. The coding region runs from base 92 to 2749 and encodes 885 amino acids. Gene Ontology annotation, molecular function: chitinase activity; chitin binding. Lineage: Eukaryota; Metazoa; Mollusca; Bivalvia; Mytilida; Mytilidae. Gene Ontology annotation, biological process: chitin catabolic process; carbohydrate metabolic process. The transcript is spliced from 17 exons.